Molecule: messenger RNA, 3233 nt
Organism: Sycon ciliatum
Lineage: Eukaryota; Metazoa; Porifera; Calcarea; Leucosolenida; Sycettidae
Product: protein cereblon-like
Exons: 1
Coding region: 184-2106 (640 amino acids)
Source: RefSeq, a predicted model, not a curated record
UCUAGGGCUUUUCCUUGCACACUGACAGUGUGCAGGCCAGGUAUUUUUGGUAUGAUCAGAUGGCCAUGCGUCGACUGCCAGAAAUGACAAUGAAAGCAAAAACUACAAGUUUCGAGUUAUCAUAGUCCAUCUGAAUUGCUGCACAUUGUAUUACUUACAGUACGUGCAUAGUCAGCUCAAGUCAUGGACGAGGAGGAUAGUCCCCGACAUGCUGAAGAAGCGGCACCACCUGGAGCUGCAGCUCGGGAAAAUUCAGUUUCCUCGAGUGAUUCUGAUGAUGAUUUGUUUGACAGAGAUGAAUUGGACAAUUUGGACAAUGAUAACGCUCACGAUGGUAUUCGAGUGGAGAUUGCUGAACAAGAGAUACCGGUGCCAGAAGAUGCUGAUCCAGAGGCAAGGCGUCGUGGACCGCGCAUUGAGCUGCAAAUUCAAAUCCAGCUGCAGACGCCAAAUCGACCAAAUCCAGCUGCAGUCGAGUUUGACCGUAGUUUGCCCACUCAGCAUUCAUAUCUAGGAGAGAACUUCUCCCGUGUAACCGGCGGUAGAGUGUACGAACCAGGUCAUGUGUGCAGUCUUCCAUUGCAUCAAUGUAAAGCACAGCUAAUGCCGGGACGUAAGCUGCCCUUCAUGUGCGAUUCUCCCCGCCAGCAGGCCAUGGUCAGGCACCUGACGUCGGGCAACGACUCGAUGUUCGCCGUGCUGUGUACGCAGAGCACGCGACGAGGUCAGAGUCGUGCCACGUCGGGUCUGGCCCACGGUGCUGCUGCUGCCGCCGCCACUGCUGCUGCUGCUGCUGGUGGUGAGCAGCCUCCGGGAGUGGGCGACAUCGGCUGUACGGCCGAGCUGAUGUCGUACAGUACGGACGAGUGCACAGACGACAUACGUGUUAUCUGCAAGGGCUUGCAGCGCUUCCAGGUGCGGAAGCUCAUACCGCAGAUCACCGGCCUGAUGCUCGCCGAGGUGAUGAUCCUACCGGACGUGGAGCCACCAGCGUACCCGCAUCACUUGCUGGCGGCGCGCCCGCAGGUCUUUGUCCGCUCACCGUUCAAGCCGGCGCCGUCGAAACACACGCCCAAGCCGCCGCCGCAGCCGGCACUGCCCGACCUCCCGCAUCGCCGCUCUCCGCAGCGGUCGCGUAACAUCACGGAGCGUGUUGCCGAGGCAAUGUACCGGGCACUGGGCAUGGCAGCCAGUCAGACAGCACGGAGGAUUGCCGCAGAGGAGCGAGCAGCACGAGUAUCAGAUGCCGACAAUUCCACUAGUACCGAUGCCGCCGCUGCUCCUGGUGGCGAAGCCGGCGGUGAUAGCCGUAUGGAUGCAGAAGAGAAACGGCACAGCUCGGUGCAAUGCACGAUGCCCAAGCACUGCGGGCUGCUGUGCUCCGUGCCGCUGCGCGCCUUCCACGAGUGCAGCUACGAGCGCGUGGUGGAGCGCGUCUUCAAGGAGCUGCUGCCCUGGCGCUCCCGUAGCCACCUGUCGCGUCACGAGCUGGUGCCGUUCUCCUACUAUGUACUGGCUAGCAUGCCGCUGGACGAGCACACACAGCGAGAGCUGCUGGCCGUGGACUCUGCGCUCAUACGCCUGCAGCGUAUCCUCACGCUGAUGCUGAGCUGCAGGCACUAUUGCUGCUCGCAGUGUGGCCGGCGUAUCUGCCGACGCGACAAGGUGAUGAGCAUGUCGGACGAUGGCCCGUCGGCACUCUACGUCAACCAGAGCAACAUUGUGACGGAGAUGUUCACGGUGCGAGACACCAUUGCGUUUGCGUGCGCUCAGUUACGUCCGUCGUCCACCGACUUCUCCUGGUUUCCCGGCUACUCGUGGUGCUGCUCAAUCUGCAUAAGCUGCAGCAAUCACUUGGGCUGGAUCUUCGAGACCGACGAUCCGCAGGUAUCGCCGCAGCAGUUCUUUGGCCUGGUGCAGAGCAAGGUAGUGCCGGACUUUGCCACCGACCUGUAUCGUUCGGCGGCGGCCAGACAGAGUGCGUCGUCUCGGCAACACGGCCAAGGGUUUGGUGCAGGUCCACCACCACCGCCACCGCUGGCCCAGCAGGACAUGGCCAUGGAACAGCAAGCUGUGGCCAACAACGACGACGAUGAUGAUGAGUAGAUCGCGGGUAGAACAUGAACGAGUGAUUCCCCGCACUCGUUGCUGUGUAGGGCGCUAGUAGGUUAGGGAGCAGAGGUAGUGGUAGGGAUGGUGGUGCAGCUCGGUUGAUGGCUUCAACUAUCUUGCACGAGUGUGUGCUGUACGUUCUAUGCCGUCUCAUGUACGCUCCAUGCUGUCUCAUCAUGUGUCCGUGUCCGCGCACGUCUGUGAAGCCACUGCACGCGCUGCGAAGGAGAAAUCCCGCGCUCCUACUAACCUGAAUGGUGCCUGCAUGUGUAGCACACCAGUGUGCAGUUUCCUGGAAGUCUAUAAGUAUGCUGUUUCAUCUGAUGCACUGGCGGCCACUCCAUUAGCAUUGCUAGACUGAGCCGAGUACGGUGUGACCUCACCCCCGCCACCGUCCUCUUUGUUAAGGUUUGCGAGAGCAGCGUCAUCGUCUUCGUGAAUGUUGCAUGAUUCCACUCCGACUCCUGCCUGGACGGAUUUUAUUCCCGACAUCAGGACCCAGUGCUGUGUUAUCUAACCCAGCAACAAGGACCAGUCCAUAGUUUUUUUUUGUUUUUUUAUCAGCAGAUCUAUUCUCGUCUCUUCGUCAUGAUCAUGUUGUUGCGUACCCAUGCGUAAGCACGUGCAGUCUUAUUCUCCUCUUGUUCCUCCUUUCCAGCGUCGGAAGGAGAGCGUCCACUCUCGCACUGCUGCUGCUCUUGCUGUGUGCAUACACCUUGGCUUGGAGAAGGCCGACAGUCCUCGCACCAAGGUCCAAUUUUAACCAUCCCCCGGCCCCGUACCCCCCCCCCCCGACCCCCGUGUCUGCGUCGUCCCCUAUUGUGCUUUAUUAUGCGGCAGCAACGUCGUGUUUUACCCAUUUGUUGCCCAUUAGCAACGCCAGGCUUGUCACUGUCUCACUCUCCAGGCUAUGCCAGGCCAUGGCAGGAGUCGUAACGACAUUUUAUUUUUUGUACAUGCGUUCCCCAUGCACGUAACCAUGACGAAUACUCCCGUACGCCACAAAAGUCCAAUAUUUUCUUCUUUACUCAAACGCAGCGCAUGCCGCCAAGGCAGCAACUGUCAUUGAUUGUCCAUUUUAUGAGCCGAUCAUCCUAGAAUAAAGCCCUCCGUAAUGCUGA